AUGGCCAGUCCUACUGUUCUCACCUUUGACGCUGAGGGCCGACCGAUUAAGUUUGAUGUCUGGCUAGAUGACCUGCACCUGUUCCUCCAGAUCACUGCCAAGGACGACGUUUCCCUGUAUGGCCACACGUCCGGCGCUGCUCCCGCACCUGCUGCUACAGCUGACAGUACCGCUCGCUCACAAUGGCAGACUCAUGACGCCCAUGCUCGCCUAGCCGUUCGCAGCCACCUGCCGUUAGAUGAGCGUGAGCAUUUCGGCCAGCAUAAGACCGCUAAGGAGCUGUAUGAUGCUGUAGUUGCCCGCUACUCCUCCCCAGCUACUGCUGCGAUAGGCCGUCUCUCGCUGCCCUAUCUCUUCCCGGAUCUGGACCACUUUCUCACUCUCUUACCCACCGAUCUCACUGUCGACCUACUUGAGAAGGAACUCCUUGAAGCUGAGAAGAGCAUUGUAGCUGUAGGUGCCUCUCGUGGCGACCCUCGCACUCCUGUCUUUGAGGGAUGUUCCCCCUCCCCCCUUCUCCCCUCAAUUGCAUCUGCUGCUGCUGUCGACUUCCUCGGUGCUGAGGGGGCCGGAGCUGCAUUCACUCCCAGUGGGAGGCGCAAGGGUGGCAGGGGCAAGGGGGGCCGGGGUGGCGGAGGUGGCGGCGGGGGAGGUGGUGGUGGAGGGGGUGGAGGGGGCGGCGGCGGUGGCGGCGGUGGUGGGAGUGGUGCUGGUGGUGGGGGGGUUAGUGGCGGAGCCGGGGGUGGUGGCGGCGGCGGUGGUGGAGGUGGCGGGGGUGGUGGUGGCAGUGGGGGCGGCGGUGGAGCUGGUGGCAGGCGCGGUGGAGCGGUGCAGCGUGGCGGGUUCGGCGGGGGCCAGAGGCAGCAGCAGCAGCAUCCCAGCGAGCCCCAGUCGCCCCAGCAGCUCCGUGAGUGGUACUCUCAGCGUGGGGGGUCUGGGGGUGGAGGUACCUGCCCGUACGUCAUCCGCACAGGUAACCGCACUGGCCAGACGUGUGGGAGGUUUCACACGGCGCAGCGCUGUUUCUUUCGCCUUGACGACGCCUGGCGCGAGCAGUUUCCUCACGCCUCUGAGCUGCCCCGCUGGGCUGAUCUGCUUAAGAAGGGAAUUGAUAUCUUUGCUCUUGAUUAUGAUGCUAUCCUUGCUGCUAUGUAUGCAUUGACUAUUAGUGUUGAGGGUGACUGUUAUCUGCGUGUACCGCCCGACCCGGGUAUUGGGACCAGUGAGGCUGCAGCUCUAGGUGCUCGUGUGUCUGCUGCCCUAGGUCCUGGUGAGGCUGCUGCUCUAGGUACUAGCGCGUCUGCGUCUGCUGGUACCGCGUCUAUUGAGGCACUGCACACCUUCACACUGGACUCAGGUGCUUCCCGCUGUUUCUUUCGCGACCGCACUGCCCUAGAGCAGCUUCCUAGACCAGUUGUUGUCUCCCUGGCUAAACCCUCAGGGGGUCCGGUCCUUGCGACCUCCACCACUGCCCUCCCCUGUCCUGCUGUCCCGUCUGGCACGCUGUCGGGCCUUUACCUCCCCUCGUUCUCUACGAACUUGGUGGCGGGUUCCGCGCUCCAGGACACGGGUGUUCACCAGUUCACCCCUGCCUACGAGCGUGUGACGCACUGCACGUGUGCCCAGACGGGUCGUCACCUGGCUACCUUCAUUCGGCAGCCGGGGUCGGACUUGUACACACUGACCACUGAAUCCCCUCAGGUAGCUACGUCUGCGUCUAUGUCAGGUCAGCUGUCGGCCCCCUGCUUGUGUCGCUCCCUGUCACACCGGACUGUCCUCUGGCACCACCGCCUUGGUCACCCGUCAGUGCAGCGCCUUCGCGGCAUGCACUCCCAGUACCUUGUGUCUGGUCUUCCCAGGGUUCUCCCUCCCCCCCCACCCUCGCCUGCUCCUCCCUGUCUUCCCUGUGUCAAGGGGCGGCAGCGCGCUCCUCCUCACUCCUCCUCGUUCCCUCCCACAGAGGCUACCCUGCAGACUCUCCACCUGGACGUGUGGGGCCCAGCCCGCGUCCGGGGACAGGGCCACGAGCGGUACUUUCUGCUGGUCGUCGACGACUACACGCGCUACACCACGCUCCGCAAGCGGUUCAAGUCGGACUUUCCUGUCCUGCGUCUGCACUCUGACAGAGGUGGUGAGUUUUCCUCUUACCUCUUGGCAGCCUACUGUGCGGAGCACGGCAUCCGCCAGACGUUCACUCUCCCGGCCUCUCCGCAGCAUAAUGGGGUUGCUGAGCGCCGCAUUGGUCUAUUCAUGGAGGUCGCUCGUACCUCCAUGAUCCAUGCGGCUGCCCCCCAUUUCCUGUGGCCGUUUGCAGUGCAGUACCCCGCGCAUCAGCUCAACCUCUGGCCCCGUGUCUCCGUUUCGGAGACCUCGCCCACCGUGCGUUGGACGGGGAUCCAAAAGAGAGGCUGCGCUCUUGAGUAG
This is a messenger RNA of Closterium sp. NIES-65, 2424 nucleotides long. Lineage: Eukaryota; Viridiplantae; Streptophyta; Zygnematophyceae; Desmidiales; Closteriaceae. The record is from the annotation of a GenBank genome assembly.